Messenger RNA from Tarenaya hassleriana, 2037 nucleotides. Its product is annotated as probable pectinesterase/pectinesterase inhibitor 58. NCBI's taxonomy places the organism in Eukaryota, Viridiplantae, Streptophyta, Magnoliopsida, Brassicales, Cleomaceae. Gene Ontology annotation, biological process: cell wall modification. The transcript is spliced from 3 exons. Gene Ontology annotation, molecular function: pectinesterase inhibitor activity; pectinesterase activity. The coding region runs from base 216 to 1931 and encodes 571 amino acids. The record is from RefSeq and is a predicted model, not a curated record.
CUUAAACCAAUUUCACUCGUAUGAACCAGAGCCAAACCCCCUAAAUUAUACAAAAAAGGGAAUCAGGACAGAGCCAGAAGGGGCCUUACCGAGCUUUACAGGCCCCGGCUGCUCUGUUUUUUGCCUGUAAAAACACAAAAAAGAGGGUGAAAUUUCCGAAGAAAACAAACAAAAAGACUGUUAAAUAUCUCAAGAGCAAAUAAAAACACGAAAGAAUGGGGUAUGGCAGUGACGAUAAGAAGAAAUGCAUCAUCGCAGGAGGAGUCUCAGCCCUGCUCAUUGUCAUGGUGGUCUCAGUGGCUGUGGUCACAUCCAAGAACGCCGAUGGUCCCAACAAACUGGCCGACAUACAGAUCAAAACCACGACCAAGGCGGUGAAAGCCGUUUGUGCAAUCACUGACUACAAAGAGACCUGCAUCAACAGCUUCAUGUCUGCCUCUCCCAACUCCACCCAGCCGCUAGACCUCAUCAGGCUUGGAUUCGACUUGACCAUCAAGUCCAUCCAUGAAGGCAUCAAGAAAGCGGCCGACGAGCUUAAAGAGAAAGCCGCAAAAGACCCAGAGGCGAAGAGGGCCCUUGACCUCUGCCACGAGCUGAUGAUCGAUUCCACCGAUGAUCUGAGUAAGUGCUUCGACAAAUUUGACGGGUUCAACCUCUCUGAGAUCGAGGAGUUUGUUGAGGAUCUUCGGGUCUGGCUCAGCGGCUCCAUGGCGUUCCAGCAGACGUGCAUCGACACCUUUGAUGAAGUUAAGUCGGAUCUUGCGCAGGAUAUGGCUAAGAUCUUCAAAACAUCAAAAGAACUCACCAGCAAUGGUCUUGCCAUGGUUUCUGGCAUCUCCACCUUUCUCCCGCAGUUCAACAUCACAGAAAUCAACGAUGAUCUCGGAAGUUAUGCAAGGAAGCUUCUGUCGACUGAGGACGGUUUCCCGACAUGGAUGAGACCGGAGACAAGGAAGCUCAUGGCAGCGGUGACCGGACCAAAGGUGAAGCCCAAUGCGGUCGUGGCUUUGGACGGAAGCGGCCAGUUCAAGAGCAUCAACGAUGCCCUGAAGACAGUGCCUAAGAACAACAAAUUCCCAUUCGUCAUCUACAUCAAGCAAGGAAUCUACAAAGAGAAGGUCGAUGUCACCAAGACCAUGACCUACGUUACCUUCAUCGGAGACGGACCAACCAAGACCAUUGUCACCGGAAACCUCAAUUUCGGCAUCGGCAAUGUCAAGACCUAUCAAACCGCUACCGUCGCUGUCAACGGCGAGAACUUCACGGCGAAGGACAUCGGGUUCGAGAACACGGCAGGUCCGGAGGGUCACCAAGCGGUGGCGCUGCGAGUCUCCGCCGAUUACGCCGUCUUCUACAACUGCCAAAUCGACGGAUACCAAGACACACUCUACGCACACUCCCACCGGCAAUUCUACCGCGACUGCACGAUCUCCGGCACCAUAGAUUACAUCUUCGGGGAUGCGAAAUCGUUCUUCCAGAACUGCAAAAUGGUGGUCCGGAAGCCGAUGGGAGGCCAAUCGUGCAUGGUCACGGCUCAGGGAAGAACCGACAAGCGCGAGUCCACAGGGAUCAUCCUCCACAACUGUAGAAUCAUGGGAGAUCCGGCGUACAUACCAGUGAAAUCGACGAACAAAGCUUACCUGGGUCGGCCAUGGAAGGAGUUCUCGAGGACGAUCAUCAUGAGGACGACGAUCGACGACAUCAUCGACCCAAAAGGAUGGCUUGAAUGGAACGGUAACUUCGCGCUGGAUACGUUGGAGUACGGAGAGUACGAGAACAAUGGAUCCGGGUCGGGUCAGGAAAUGCGGGUCAAAUGGCCCGGGAUCAAGAAAUUAUCGGCCCGACAGGCCCUUCAGUUCACAGCCGGGAGGUUUCUACGUGGCAACACGUGGAUCCCACGUAGACGAGUUCCUUACACUCCUAACAUGUAGAGAGAGGGAAAACCUGACACGAGUUCGCCCUAUUUUUUUCUAUUUUUUUAUUUUUUGGGUUUCCAAAUUAAAUUUGUCACUUUAAAAAAAAUAAUUCGAAAAAAAA